Ceratotherium simum simum (southern white rhinoceros) is the source of this 1688-nucleotide messenger RNA. The record is from RefSeq and is a predicted model, not a curated record. NCBI's taxonomy places the organism in Eukaryota, Metazoa, Chordata, Mammalia, Perissodactyla, Rhinocerotidae.
CCGCUGGCCACUCCUCUCAGUCCUGCAGCCUGGGCUGUGUCCUCAUCCCUGCAGGGCUGGCCAGGGGCCGGGCCGGACACCGGGACCCGCCCUCCCAUCCCUGGGCACCCCGCCUUCCUCAUUUUGCUGCUGAUUCUAGCCCCAAACAAAAUAAGUUGAGUCCUCUUCCUCCCGCAGCAGCGCGUCCCUGGCUUGCAGCUGCCUUCUGAGGCACUGCAGACGGCGCCGGCCAGGGAGGGGGGGGCCUGGGCCAGCCCUGCCGGGUCUGGGACGGUGCGCCUGGCUCCUGGCCCUGUUCAGCCCUGCCUGUGGCAGGAGAGUGAGCUUUGCCGUGGCAGACGCCUGAGGAUGAUGCCCCAGCUUCAGUUCAGAGAUGCCUUUUGGUGCAGGGACUUCACGGCCCACACGGGCUACGAGGUGCUGCUGCAGCGGCUGCUGGACGGCAGGAAGAUGUGCAAGGACGUGGAGGAGCUGCUGCGGCAGAGGGCCCAAGCGGAGGAGCGGUACGGGAAGGAGCUGGUGCAGAUCGCCCGGAAGGCUGGCGGCCAGACGGAGAUCAACUCCCUGAGGGCCUCCUUUGACUCCCUGAAGCAGCAAAUGGAGAAUGUGGGCAGCUCCCACAUCCAGCUGGCCCUGGCCCUGCGCGAGGAGCUGCGGAGCCUUGAGGAGUUCCGCGAGAGGCAGAAGGAGCAGAGGAAGAAGUACGAGGCCGUCAUGGACCGUGUCCAGAAGAGCAAGCUAUCACUCUACAAGAAGACCAUGGAGUCCAAGAAGACAUAUGAGCAGAAGUGCCGGGACGCGGACGAUGCCGAGCAGGCCUUCGAGCGCAUUAGUGCCAAUGGCCAGCAGAAGCAGGUGGAGAAGAGCCAGAACAAAGCCAAGCAGUGCAAGGACUCGGCCACGGAGGCAGAGCGGGUGUACAGGCAGAACAUCGAGCAGCUGGAGAAGGUGCGGGGCGAGUGGGAGCAGGAGCACCGGACCACCUGUGAGGCCUUCCAGCUGCAGGAGUUUGACCGGCUGACCAUCCUCCGCAACGCCCUGUGGGUGCACUGCAACCAGCUCUCCAUGCAGUGCGUCAAGGACGAUGAGCUCUACGAGGAGGUGCGGGUGACGCUGGAAGGCUGCAGUGUGGACGCCGACAUUGACAGCUUCAUCCAGGCCAAGAGCACGGGCACCGAGCCCCCGGCUCCAGUGCCCUACCAGAACUACUACGAUCGGGAGGUGGCCCCGGCGUCCAGCAGCCCUGGCGUCCAGCCGUCCUGCGGCAUGAUAAAGAGGUUCUCCGGGCUGCUGCAUGGAAGUCCCAAGACCCUGUCAUUGUCAGCAUCUGCGGCCUCCACAGAGACCCCAACCCCCACCCCCAAUCGGAAUGAGGGUGUCUACGCCACCAUCGCAGUGCAGGAGGCACCAGGACCCCCCACCCUGCCAGCCCAGGACUACAGGGCGCUCUAUGACUACACGGCCCAGAAUUCCGACGAGCUGGAUAUCUCUGCGGGGGACAUCCUGGAGGUCAUCCUGGAAGGGGAGGAUGGCUGGUGGACAGUGGAACGGAAUGGGCAACGUGGCUUCGUCCCUGGUUCCUACCUGGAGAAGCUCUGAGGAAGGGGCAGCAGCCCCCACCUGGACCUGCCCCGCUCAUGGGGCCAGCAGCGCCCCCAUCACUGCCCUGGCCCUGCUGGGGCUCCGAG